Rasamsonia emersonii CBS 393.64 is the source of this 327-nucleotide messenger RNA. RefSeq lists its product as uncharacterized. The record is from RefSeq and is a predicted model, not a curated record. Bases 1 to 327 code for a protein of 108 amino acids. The transcript is spliced from 3 exons. Lineage: Eukaryota; Fungi; Ascomycota; Eurotiomycetes; Eurotiales; Trichocomaceae.
AUGACGCUGUCCAACACAGCAAUGCAGGAUGAAACUAAAACCCCGCAAGGCAGCAACAGGGCAAGCACAAGAUCACGUGACCAGUAUACCAGUAUACCAAGAAGAACGGACUGGUAUGAUGGUAUGAUCUACCAAAGGAAUAUACCAGAUGGAAGUUCUUUCCUUACUCGCGCUCAAUUCAUUCAUCCAAUACAACUCGUUACUAAGAUACUUACUCUGGGGGUCACUCUAGUAGGCGUUGCCUCUGACCUAGUCGUUGUUGUUAUUCUUACUUUGGAGAGCUUCUACUUAUUGUGUGUCCCUGCAAGACCCCUUUUACACUUGUGA